Molecule: messenger RNA, 695 nt
Organism: Rubroshorea leprosula
Lineage: Eukaryota; Viridiplantae; Streptophyta; Magnoliopsida; Malvales; Dipterocarpaceae
Source: the annotation of a GenBank genome assembly
AAAAUUGAUAGAUCCUAUUCUUAUAUGUAUUACUUUAUUUUGUUGGAUAAAAAAUCAUGGGAAUGUGCACUUGACCCUUUGGAUCAACUGACACCAAAUCAACUUGAAGUGCAUUUCUCCCUCUUUCAUGAGCGGGCUUCGGGAUCAAGGUCUUGAUGUUAUAUCAGAAGGAUUAGAUACACUUCAAAAUUUGGCUCUAGAUAUGAAUGAGGAGUUGGAUAGGCAAGUCCCCCUGAUGGAUGAAAUUGGAACCAAGGUGGACAAGACAACAGUUGAUCUUAGAAAGACUAAUGUUAAACUCAAGAAAACAGUCACCCAGCUGCGUUCAAGUUGGAACUUCUGCAUUGACAUCAUUCUUUUAUGUGUUUUACUUGGAGUUGCUUCCUAUUUAUACAAGGGUUAGUGCUUGUCAGCUUUACCUUCGACACAUUAGGAGGAAAAAGACAAAAAACACCCUAAGUAUACUGAAAUAAAUUGCUUUUAAAGGCCUCUUCUACAGCUUGUUUGAACGUAAUCUCAUAAGGUCUGUUGGAGACAUAUGAACGUAACUGCCUGCAGUGCGGAAAGACAUAACAAAGCGAACAUGAAAUCCAACAUUCAGAGACAUCUCACAUUCUCAUCAUGGGUUGGAAACUCUCGAUCGUUUGGAAAACAUUCAGACAAUAUUAAUGUAGUAGUAAAAAUGAUGUUAAAAG